AUGCAUCGCACACCUCCUAAGACAAGUAAAGUGGGCACUGCAUCUUCGAGUAUUCCCCCCUCUAGGACAAAGGGAACAGAAGUAGAAAAACGUACCAUGGAGGAGUCUGGGACGACAGCGCCCGGUUCUGCCUCUACAAAGGCGCAGGGCGCCCCAGUCACCCCCAAGGCGAAAAUCGGAAAAAAGGAUAAGGAAGGUCCUAAAGAGGGGAAGCUCAUACAGGCCCACUCACCCAUGACAGCCACUCAAAGAUACAGAGUGCAAGGAGCGCAAGAAAUGGAAAACCUGGUAGAGACAGUAAUACAAGGUUCAGGAAACCUUAAAAGAGAUUUCAAAAUAAGCUUGCAGCGGGUCAAAGCAUGGAUCCAAAAAUUGGCACGCGACCCCGAGUCCAUCUCAGAGGCCGCGACGGCCCGGAGGGGAACCGGGGGCCCCGUGGGUGGGGUGGAGGUCGGUACAAAUACUGACCUCGCACCUACGGCGCCCCUGGACCCAAACCGGGCCCAAGUUCCGGUCGAAAAGAUAGAUGAGCUCACUCGGCUUCUCCUAGAGAACACGGAGUGUACUCGGGCUCUCGGGGAGAAGAUGAUGAAGUACAACGACGCGAUGGAGACACAUCAGCGUAGCUACGCCAAUGUAGCCGCUGUGGCUCCGCAGCAAGUAAGACCAAAGGCUCUGCAAUCCGAGAAGGUACUUGAAAGAAUAAGAGAGACGAUGGAAGCAAAGGAAGGAUGGAUAAAGGUGGAG
Messenger RNA from Brenthis ino (lesser marbled fritillary), 747 nucleotides. Lineage: Eukaryota; Metazoa; Arthropoda; Insecta; Lepidoptera; Nymphalidae. The record is from the annotation of a GenBank genome assembly.